Ilex paraguariensis (yerba mate) is the source of this 226-nucleotide messenger RNA. The record is from the annotation of a GenBank genome assembly. NCBI's taxonomy places the organism in Eukaryota, Viridiplantae, Streptophyta, Magnoliopsida, Aquifoliales, Aquifoliaceae.
CUUGGCACCAACCACUAUAGUUGUUACCUUGGGACCGGCGGACAUUGCCCCUGCUCAGGUUCCUCCUCCUACGUCGGAGCCUCCAUCGGUCCUUGUUUCUUCCUCUACUCCAAUGCCUCAGGCCGAUGCCCUUGCUGCUAACACUCUCUCUGCCAGCAUUGAUGAGCUUUUUCGGGAUAUUGGAGGCGGCAUUGGCGGAGAUGUGAAUGGGCCUCCUCCAGCAUAA